UUUUUCCUUCUCUUUUCUAAAUCUCAAAAUCUAUGUGCUCUACAACUACAACUACUCAAUAAAAUUUAUUGCACUUCUUAAAUAACUACUCUAAUCAACCACCAUUAUUUUCCAUAAAAUUUGUCAUCUAGUUUACCUAUAUAUAUAGUUUAUGAAACACAAGAAAAUAUUGAGCUAGAAGAACUUUUAUAGAGUUGAAGAUCAGGAACAAAAAGUGCAGUAUAAGUAUAUAUACACAUAUAACUAUAUAUAUUUAUUCAUAUAAAGUUGUUUGUGCUUUGUAUGGAGCUAUUCCCAGCACAACCAGAUUUGUCAUUGGAAAUCAGUCUUCCAAACAACAUACAAACAUCAUCAAGAUCAUCAAGAUGGAGAAGAAAUUCAGAUGAUGAUAAAGAAGAUGAAAUGGAUUUGAGAUUUUGGAAAAAAUCAAACAUCUAUGAUCUUUCUCUCACCAAUCCAAUGGCUUCUUCAUCUUCUUCUUCUUCUUAUUCUUCCACUACUUCAAAUCUCAACAAUCUCAUAACCAACCCUUUUCAACCCUUUCAUCAAAACCAAAACAAUUACCAAAGAAGUCUAAGUGAAGAACUAGGGUUUCUAAAACCUAUAAGAGGAAUUCCACUUUAUCAAAACCCUACUCCUUCUUCUGUUGCAUUAUUUUCUCAACCAUCCUUUGAUGCUGCUGCUGCUGCUUCCAAUUCUUCAAUUUCAACAACACCUUUUCAUUCUCAAAAUUUCAUGAGAUCAAAACUGUUACCGCGGUUUCCUUCGAAACGUAGCGUAAGAGCUCCAAGGAUGCGUUGGACUUCCACUCUUCAUAAUCGCUUUGUUCAUGCUGUUGAGCUUUUAGGUGGCCAUGAAAGAGCUACACCAAAAUCAGUUCUUGAGCUUAUGGAUGUAAAGGAUCUAACCCUAUCACAUGUUAAAUCUCAUUUGCAGAUGUACAGGACUGUUAAAAUUACUGAUAGAGCAGCAUCACCAGGGCAAUUUGAUGUAUAUGACAAUGGUUCAUCUGGAGAUACUUCUGAAGAUUUCAUGUUUGACAUAAACUCUUCAACAAGGUCUAAUGAUCUAGAGAUUAAGUUGCCUAGAGAAAUUACUACUAAUCAAGAUAAAGAAAAUCAUGGCUUUUGGAGCAUUUCUUCAAGGGAAGCUUGGUUGCAUGGUAAGCCAGUAGACUCCAAUGGAAACUUGCCUUAUAUUGAGGGAAUGGAUCCAAAGUGUCUAAGCAAUGAAAGAAAUUCAUCAGAUGGAAGCUCUUCCUCAAACAUUUCAGGAACAAGUUUCAAGAAUCCAAAUUUGGAAUUCACAUUGGGAAGGUCACUUUGAUGUCUCUUUUAGUACAAAUCAUUUUGAAGUCUAGUCUCAAAAACUGCAAGAGCUAGCUAGAGUGCUGGAAAGAGAAUUUCAUGCAAAGAAAAUCAGAGAAAAAAGAAAGCUAAAAGAAAACAGAAGAGGAGAAAAAGAAAAUUUAAAAAGCAAAAGGAGUUAAAGAAAGACAAAGGGAGACAAAAAAGGCAUAAAGCAACAAAGAAGAGGUGAGAAAGAAAAGCAUGUCCUUCCAAAACAAAGUUCUUGUGAGAUGAUCAGAAUCAAUAUAUAUUAGAAUUUCUUAAUAUAUGAAAUCUAGUUUUAUUUGUAUGUCUUGCAAUGUGAGAGAUAAAUUAAUAGGCAUAAGAGACAGCUUUUGAUAUCUUAUUUUAAGUGAUAUUCUUGGUAAUGGUAAUGGAGUUAGAACUUCAUGUUUAUUAGUAAUGUUUAUACGGCUAUCAUUAUAAAUAAAAAUAACUAACUUUCUACUUAUUAAGAAAUUCUCAUUUGUGGGAGUGAUUCUUGAGUGGGGGCAUAAGGAAGUUAAAAUUUGUGAUAUUGAAUGUAUAUAGGCCACAAUGAGAUAAGAGCAUGGGUUUGUGUUAGGUAUUGGAUUUCCUGUGAAAAUGGAUUCAAAUAUAUUAGAUGUUUAUUACAGGGUUAGAAUAUAUAGAAAAAAGAAAUUAAAAACAAAAACCAUUUACUAGUGAGAAAAAGAAGUGAGAAAACUCUUUCUCAAUUUUUA
Molecule: messenger RNA, 2053 nt
Organism: Vicia villosa (hairy vetch)
Lineage: Eukaryota; Viridiplantae; Streptophyta; Magnoliopsida; Fabales; Fabaceae
Product: probable transcription factor KAN2
Exons: 6
Coding region: 283-1326 (347 amino acids)
Biological process (GO): abaxial cell fate specification; regulation of DNA-templated transcription
Cellular component (GO): nucleus
Molecular function (GO): transcription cis-regulatory region binding
Source: RefSeq, a predicted model, not a curated record